AUGAUCUCGACAGUUGCAGCAUUAUAUAUCACCACAGUGGCAUUGGAAGCGGUUUUGUCUGUAUUUAUUACAAUCAAAACCUUCCUUCAACCAAGAAAAGUUCGCUAUGUUAUGCUAAUCUUCAGUUUGAUUACGUUGGCUGCGAGUAUCGUCAACACACUGUCCCAUUUAAAUCUGAUAACAAGUCAUUGGAACUCAUUUGCGUAUCUGGUAUCAACAUUGUUUAUGCUUGCUUUGCAUUACUGGCUAAAUUUAGAUAUUGGCAAGCAUCUUAGAGUGGGUGGCAUCGAUUGGAAACACCCGCUUGUCUUGGCUGGUGCAGCAGGCCUUGGUGGAUCCAUGACUUGCCUGACAACUCAGGUCAUCAUAUUGCUCAUUCGAAAUGAACCAUAUCCAAUCCGUGCAGCAUUCAUUACCGGUGUAUGCUUAGCUAUCGCUUGUGAUGGUGCGGCCUAUAUGUACUCAUUUUCCUCGUUGAUUUAUUUGAAAAAGCACAGAAUCCAUGAAGGACAGGCAAAGACAACAUCUUUAGGUGUAUGGUUCUUGCUGAUUCAAUCUACAUGGUACAUGGUCUAUGGGGUGCUUUAUAUAUGGUUCUUCUUUCAGAGUUGGGAAUACUUUCAGGCGUUGCUUGUGCUUGAUUAUUUGGCCAGAUUUGUCCUUUGUCUGAUGUUUACUUGGGCACCACCCAACUUUGUGAUUACAUUCAUGGCGGGCAGAUUGUUUUCGGACUUGUCGCACAAGAGUAUUACUUUGAACGACAAAGCUGAUUAUCAUACGCAUACACAAACGCAAGACAAAGUACAAGAAGACGAUAUUGAAUCGAAUAAUAGAAAUGAUAUGUUUUAUGCCAGUCAUGUAGCUAUUGUUAGUAGCAAAUAA
This is a messenger RNA of Mucor velutinosus, 882 nucleotides long. RefSeq names its product peroxisomal 2 4-dienoyl-CoA reductase sps19 (gene SPS19). The transcript is spliced from 2 exons. NCBI's taxonomy places the organism in Eukaryota, Fungi, Mucoromycota, Mucoromycetes, Mucorales, Mucoraceae. The coding region runs from base 1 to 882 and encodes 293 amino acids. The record is from RefSeq and is a predicted model, not a curated record.